AUGGCCAUGGAUUGCGGCAUCUAUGGCGUCAUCAAGCUCCGCACAUUCUUCGCUUUCCUCAUCCUCUUUCUCUCUACCUCCACCUUCUCCCUCUCUUCUUCUUCUUCUUCAAAUGUUCAAAUAAACUCAAACUCAAUCUUGGUGGCUCUUCUCGACUCACAUUACACAGAACUCGCUGAACUCGUUGAAAAAGCUAUGCUUCUUCAGACACUAGAAGAUACUGUCGGCAACAACAACAUCACUAUUUUCGCACCGAAAAACGAAGCUCUUGAACGAGAUCUCGACCCUGACUUCAAAAUCUUCCUCCUCGAACCACGAAAUCUCAAGUCUCUCCAAACUCUCCUCAUGUCACACAUCAUUCCAACGCGAAUCAACGGAUCCGAACCCGGGUCGACCCGACACAAAACGCUUUCACUCCAACACCACCUCACUAUCCAACCAAACGAAACUUCUCAACAAUGGACGGUUAACGGCGCGAGGAUUCUCCAUCUAAACGACGUAACUAGACCUGACGGCGUCAUCCACGGAAUCGAACGCCUUCUCAUUCCACGUUCCGUUCAAGACGACUUCAAUCGUCGCAGAAGUCUCGUCUCCAUUGCCGCAAUUAAACCUGAAGGAGCACCGGAAGUUGAUCCGAGAACUCACCGCUUGAAAAAACCAGCCCCGCCGCAAAACCCUGGCUCACCGCCGGCUCUUCCAAUAUACGAUGCAUUGGCUCCGGGACCGUCACUAGCACCGGCGCCAGCACCAGGACCUGGUGGACCCCAUCACCAUUUCAACGGAGAGGCACAGGUGAAAGAUUUCAUCCAAACGCUGAUUCAUUACGGUGGUUACAACGAGAUGGCGGAUAUUCUCGUUAACCUAACGUCGUUAGCAACGGAGAUGAGUCGGUUAGUUUCAGAGGGUUACGUUUUAACGGUUUUAGCUCCAAAUGAUGAAGCUAUGGCUAAGUUAACAACGGACCAGUUAAGUGAACCGGGUUCACCAGAACAAAUUAUGUAUUAUCAUUUAAUUCCUGAGUAUCAAACUGAAGAGAGUAUGUAUAAUGCUGUUAGAAGAUUCGGGAAGGUUUGUUAUGAUACACUUCGAUUGCCUCAUAAGGUGGAUGCUCAGGAAGCUGAUGGGUCGGUUAAAUUCGGGCACGGUGAUGGGUCGGCUUAUUUGUUCGACCCGGAUAUUUAUACGGAUGGGAGAAUCUCUGUGCAAGGGAUUGAUGGGGUUUUGUUUCCUCAUCAAGAAGAAGAGGAGGUUGUUGAUAAGGAUGUGAACCAAACCCGGUUGGGUCAACCUGCUAAAGCUGUGGUUAAGCAAAGAAGAGGAAAAUUGUUGGAAACAGCCUGCUGGAUGCUUGGAACCUUUGGACAGCAUUCUAGAUUCACCUCUUGUCAAUAA
This is a messenger RNA of Lathyrus sativus (Indian pea), 1392 nucleotides long. Lineage: Eukaryota; Viridiplantae; Streptophyta; Magnoliopsida; Fabales; Fabaceae. The record is from the annotation of a GenBank genome assembly.